Molecule: messenger RNA, 540 nt
Organism: Dictyostelium purpureum
Lineage: Eukaryota; Evosea; Eumycetozoa; Dictyosteliales; Dictyosteliaceae
Exons: 1
Biological process (GO): regulation of alternative mRNA splicing, via spliceosome
Source: RefSeq, a predicted model, not a curated record
AAAAAAUAUGGUUUACAACUACCAAAAUCCAAAUUAAAAAAUGCCUUUAAUAACGAAGAUGAAGAUGACGAUAGUAAAUUUAAUGAAGAUGAAGACAGCGGUCAUAUAGAUUAUGUUAAACAGAAAAUGGGUACAAAUACAAAAGUAGAAAAAACUUUUAAUAAAGCAUUAGAAGAUGAUCCAACUGCAUUUGAAUACGAUUCAGUCUAUGACUCGAUUAAAAAAGAUAGAGAAAAGAAACAAACUCAAAUGCAAGAAAGAGAUUCCAAAAAAGAGUCAAGAUAUAUAGCAGGUUUAAUGCAACAAUCUCUGCAAAAGAAAAAAGACUAUGAAAGAGUAAAAGAAUAUAAAAUUCAAAAAGAGAGAGAAAAAGAAGGUGACCAAUUUAAAGAUAAAGAAGUUUAUGUAACAUCAGCAUAUAAAAAGAAAUUAGAACAAGAUCGUUUACAAAGGGAGAAGGAUGAAAACGAAGAACUAGAACAAUCAAAAAAAAAAAAUAUAGGUUCAUUUCAAAAAAAUAUGUUGUCUUCAAUUUAUGAU